UAUGCUUAAAACACUGGCAUCGUUAGGAAUAAAUAUGGAGUGAUUCAAACCAUUCUACCAAAUAUCUAGCAUUUAUAAACUUUACAUGUUUCAACAGUAUUUGAUGCAGCAUUCUAAGCAUUUGCGCGUGCAUUCUGCAAUUUAUCUCUUUACCUCUUUCCAUUUAUUUCUCUGAAGCAUUCACUGGUUUAUGGUAUGCUAACAUGUCAACUGACAUUUGUAAUUGUUUUGAGUUCUUUGGAUACAGGGGAGAUUAUGGCACGAAAUCCUGCACGAUCUACAGGUAUGAAAAGGAAAGGUUCUACUUCUUUGACAAAGAAAAGCACAUCUGAUUAUACAACAAAAAAGGAAGAUGUGCUCAUGGAUAUAGCUGCAAAGGGAGAGAACAACAUCGAUAAUGUUGACGAAUCAGUGGUGCGCAAAAGGCCAAAAAGAGCAGCUGCUUGUUCAAAUUUCAAGGAGCAAACUGUUAGACUAUCUGGAAUUUCCUCAGUAAUUGAAACUAAGAAAAAUCAAACAGUGGAAGAUGAGAUGGUAGCUGUGCAUCUCACAAAACUUGGUCCAGAAGAUCUUCCGCCAUGCAGAAAGCUUCUGGAUUUCAUUUUGCAUGAUGCUGAUGGAAACCCACAACCUUUUGAAAUGUCUGAAAUUGAUGAUAUAUUCAUCACUGCUCUCAUCAUGCCCUUGGAUGAUAAUUUGGAGAAAGAGAAGGAGAGAGGUGUUAAAUGUGAAGGCUUUGGGCGAAUUGAGACUUGGGCAAUUUCUGGUUACGAUGAGGGGAUUCCUGUAAUUUGGGUGUCCACGGAAUCAGCAGACUACGAAUGUGUGAAGCCAGCAAGCAAUUACAGAAAAUUUUAUGAGAAUUUCUACAAUAAGGCCCACAUUUGUAUUGAAGUUUAUAGAAAAUUAGCCAAAACUGCUGGUGGGAAUCCGAAUUUGAAUCUUGACGAAUUAGUUGCUGGUGUCAUUCGUUCCUUGAGUGGAACCAAGAACUUUGCAUGUGGGGUGAUCAGUAAAGAUUUUGUGAUCUCUGUUGGCGAAUUUGUAUACAACCAGUUAAUUGGAUUGGAUGAGACCCAAGGGAACAAUGACGUCAGCUUAGCCACAGUACCAGCUCUUCUUGCUCUAAGAGAUGAGUGCAUAAGUAGAUCAGAAUAUAGUCGGAUGCCGACAACUGUUUCAAAUGGAAGCUUGAAGAUCAUAGAAGGAAAGAAAUUGGAAGCUGAUGAAGAUGAUGAUAUGAAACUAGCACGAUUGUUGCAGGAGGAGGAAGAUUGGAAGUUUAUGAAGCAGCAGAGAGGACGUCGUUCAGUACCUUCUAAAAAUAGUACCUACAUCAAAAUCAGUGAAUCUGAAAUUGCCAACGAUUAUCCUAUGCCUGCAUAUUACAAACCUUCUGUUGAAGAAAUGGAUGAGUACAUCUUUUUUGAAACUGAGGCCAGAAUGUCUUAUCGUGACCUUCCAACAAGAGUUCUUACUAAUUGGGCACUUUACAAUUCUGACUCACGGCUUAUUCCUUUGGAGCUACUCCCGAUGAAGGCCUGUGCAGAAAUUGAUGUUACUGUUUUUGGAUCAGGAAAUAUGAGAGAGGAUGACGGGAGUGGAUUCUGUUCCGAGAAUGAUCAUAAUCAGUCUUCAGGGACAUCUGACUCCAUGGAUGAAGGAGUUCGAAUUUAUCUGAGUGCAAUUAAGGAAUGGGUAAUCGAAUUUGGGGCAUCAAUGAUCUUUGUUUCAAUCCGAACAGAUGUAGCAUGGUACAGACUUGGUAAACCAGCAAAGCAAUACGCUGCUUGGUAUGAACCAGUCCUCAAAACUGCAAGGCUUGCAGUUGGUAUCAUUACUUUGUUGAAAGAACAGAGCAGAGUCUCGAGACUUUCAUUUGCUGAUGUGAUUAAGAAAGUUUCAGAAUUUGAAAGGAAUCAUCCUGCUUUUAUUUCUUCAAACCCAUCAGUGGUAGAGAGAUAUGUUGUAGUACAUGGGCAAAUUAUUCUUCAACAAUUUGCCGAUUAUCCAGAUGAUACAAUCCAGAAAUGUUCUUUUAUCACUGGCCUUUCAGAGAAGAUGGAGCAGAAACAUCAUACAAAACUUGUAAUGAAGAAAAAGGCUGUAGUACACAAGGAAGCUAAUUUAAAUCCAAGUGCAUCCAUGUGUCCAAUAUCCAAAAGAAAACUGAUGCGGGCUACUACGACAAAGCUGGUCAAUAGGAUCUGGGGAGAUUUCUACUCGAAAAUGUUCCCUGAAGACAUGAAGGAUGAAGUUCAAGAAACAAGGGAAGAAGAAAUUGAGGAAGAGCAGGAAGAGAUUGAAGAGGAGGAAGUUGAAGAAGAGAACACAUUAUUUCAAGAGAAUGAGACUUCCAAGUCUCCUCCAUCUAUCAAGGCUUGUAAGCCCAAGACUAUUACGAAGGAGACAAGGUGGGAAGGUGAAGCAACAGGCAAAACAAAUUCUAGAGAAAAUCUUUAUAGGUCCGCAGUCAUUCGAGGAGAAACUGUUGUUGUAGGCAUGGCAGUCAUGGUAGAAACUGAUGAGACAGAAGAAGUACCACCAAUAUACUUUGUGGAAUUCAUGUUUGAAAAACCGAAUGGGACCAAAAUAGUGCAUGGAAGGCUCAUGCAGAGAGGAUCACAAACAGUUCUGGGAAAUGCUGCAAAAGAAAGGGAAUUAUUCUUGACCAACGACUGUUUGGAGUUUGAAUUAGGAGAUAUUAAAGAAUCUGUAGCACUUAAUAUCCGUAAGUUACCAUGGGGGCAUAAGCACAGAAAGGAGAAUCUUGAUGCUGAUAAUUUUGAGAGAAAAAAGGCAGAAGAGAGGAAAAAGAAGGGAUUGCCUGUCGAAUAUUACUGUAAAAGCUUAUAUUGCCCUGAGAGAGGUGCCUUCUUUAGCGCCCCUUUUGACUAUUUGGGCCUUGGAACUGGGGUCUGUAACUCUUGCGAACGGAGAGAGAUUAUAGAGGAUGACGUUAAGCUAUGCUCCAAGUCGAGUCUUAUUUACAAGAAGACUGAAUACAAUAUUCAUGACUUUGUAUAUGCCUGGCCGCAGUUUUUUGCUGAAGGGAGAGAGGAUGAACAAGGAACAUUUAAGGCUGGACGAAAUGUAGGACUCAAACCUUAUGUUGUGUGCCAGAUAUUGGAAAUCGUCCCACCUACUGGGUCAAACAAACCCACUCCAAGUUCUACAAGUGUCAAAGUUAGAAGAUUUUAUAGGCCGGAGGAUAUUUCUCCAGCAAAGGCAUACUGUUCGGAUAUUAGAGAAGUGUAUUAUAGCGAAGAGAUGCUAAGUCUGUCUGUUGAGAUGUUAGAAGGUAAGUGUGAAGUUCGAAAGAAAAUUGAACUUCCGGAUCUGGAGCUUCCUGUGGUUGUCAAUCAUAUUUUCUUUUGUGAAUAUUCUUAUGAUGCCGUCAGUGGAGCUGUUAAGCAGUUGCCUGCCAACUUCAAGCUUUUGUCUCAUAACCUGAAAGGAGCUCACACUGCCUUUAGAAGAAAUAAGGGAAAGGGAAAAUGUCUGGAGGGAGAACACAGUGAUGAUCAAUUGAAUGAUGUACCUCAAGAAAAUCGCUUGGCCACUCUAGACAUUUUUGCUGGUUGUGGGGGUCUAUCAGAGGGACUACAACAGGCUGGUGUUACAUUUACGAAAUGGGCAAUUGAAUAUGAACAGCCAGCUGGAGAAGCAUUCAGACAGAAUCAUCCCAGUGCACUAAUGUUUAUUGAUAAUUGCAAUGUGAUUCUAAGGGCUAUCAUGGAAAAGUGUGGGGAUGCAGAUGAUUGCAUCUCAACUGCUGAGGCUGAUGAAUUAGCAGCAAAGCUUGACAAAGAGAAGAUUAACAAUCUGCCAGUGCCAGGUCAAGUUGAUUUCAUCAAUGGAGGGCCUCCGUGUCAGGGAUUUUCAGGGAUGAACAGAUUCAAUCACAGCACUUGGAGUAAGGUUCAGUGCGAGAUGAUUUUAGCAUUUUUAUCUUUUGCUGAAUAUUUCCGGCCGCGCUACUUCCUUCUAGAGAAUGUCAGGAAUUUUGUUUCUUUCAACAAAGGGCAGACAUUUCGUUUGACUAUUGCUUCACUUCUGGAGAUGGGAUACCAGGUGAGAUUCGGGAUUUUGGAAGCUGGAGCUUAUGGUGUUUCUCAGUCAAGGAAAAGGGCUUUCAUUUGGGCUGCAUCUCCAGAAGAGACGCUUCCUGAAUGGCCUGAACCAAUGCACGUAUUUGCUGGUCCGGAGCUGAAAAUUUCUCUCAAUGAAGGUGUUCAUUAUGCUGCAGUUCGUAGUACUGCUGGGGGAGCGCCUUUUCGUCCAAUUACUGUAAGGGACACCAUUGGAGAUCUUCCGCCAGUUGAAAAUGGGGCAUCAAAACCUACCAUCGAUUACGAAGGUGAACCAGUGUCAUGGUUCCAGAAGCAAAUUCGAGGAAAUAUGUUGGCCUUGAAUGAUCACAUCUCAAAAGAAAUGAACGAGUUGAAUCUUAUUCGGUGCCAGCACAUCCCGAAGCGCCCAGGUUCUGAUUGGCGUGAUCUACCUGAUGAAAAGGUGAAAUUGUCAUCUGGGCAAAUGGUGGACCUGAUACCUUGGUGUCUACCAAACACAGCUAAGAGGCAUAAUCAAUGGAAGGGUUUGUUUGGAAGGUUAGAUUGGGAAGGAAACUUCCCAACAUCUAUCACUGAUCCUCAACCCAUGGGCAAAGUCGGAAUGUGCUUUCACCCUGACCAAGACAGGAUUCUGACAGUACGUGAGUGUGCUCGAUCACAGGGCUUCCGCGAUAGCUACCAAUUUUGUGGUAACAUUCAGAACAGGCACAGACAAAUUGGGAAUGCGGUGCCACCUCCACUGGCGUAUGCACUGGGGAGGAAACUGAAGGAAGCUGUUGAUGCGAAGCGUCCUUCAGCUUGACUGGUUUUUGUAUGUUAUAAGCGCGUAGACAUCGGAUAUACAUGCCAUCAGUUUAUAGAGUUGUAUCUUCAACUGUAGCAAGGAGGCAGCAACUGUGAAGUGGGGAAUAAGUUCUAAUCAUCAUGUAAUUUAAGUGAAGAUUUUGAAUGGAGCUAACGAGAAGUGGAAAUGUGAGCCUUGAGGGAAUUAAUAAUUGUAAUGACUAUUUUUAAUAUUUGAGGCAAAUGUCAAAAAACUCUAAUAAGGACCAUAUCGGUAGUUUUUUUAUUUACUUUA
Asparagus officinalis (garden asparagus) is the source of this 5151-nucleotide messenger RNA. Its product is annotated as DNA (cytosine-5)-methyltransferase 1B-like. Gene Ontology annotation, cellular component: nucleus. The transcript is spliced from 12 exons. Lineage: Eukaryota; Viridiplantae; Streptophyta; Magnoliopsida; Asparagales; Asparagaceae. Bases 196 to 4875 code for a protein of 1559 amino acids. Gene Ontology annotation, molecular function: chromatin binding; DNA (cytosine-5-)-methyltransferase activity. The record is from RefSeq and is a predicted model, not a curated record.